UCCCGUUAUACUCGGGAAGAGCCAGGACCUGUACAGUCCCGUUAUACUCGGUCAGAGCUAGGAGCGUUACAAUCCCGUUAUACUCGGGUAGAGCGAGGCGCUCCGAAUAGCGGUUUGAGGAAUGAGGCGGAAAAGGCGAGGAGAACAUGUACACAGGACUUCUCUAAACGCAAAUGCUUUGAUAUGGAAGAUGUGUUUGUUGCUGAGAUGGUGGAUUCCUGUACUAUUCCUGACAGAUCUCCCAUCAAGCUCAGCCAUCCAGGUCUCCUCUCGUGAAGACAGGAAGUAUGCCACGCUGUUCCAGUCGGUGGUCCUGCCGUGCCAAUACUCCAGCAUGUCCACCCAGACGCCUGUGGUCCAAUGGUGGUACAAGUCUUACUGCCGCGACCGCACCCGCGACGCCUUCAGCUUCCCGGAGGGCCUGGGGGUAAGGGGCUCCUCGUCCCAUCUAGACUGCUCCGAUUCUAGCCGCACCGUCCGCGUGGUGGCCUCCGUCACCGGAUCCUCCAUCACCCUGGCCGAGCACUACAAGGGCAGAGAUAUUACUAUCAUCAACAAGGCUGACCUGCGUAUUGGGGAGCUCCAGUGGGGAGACAGUGGGGUUUACCUGUGUAAGGUGAUCAUCUCUGACGACCUCGAGGGCAGGAAUGAGGCCCCUGUGGAGCUUCUGGUGUUGGGUAAGACAGGUACAGGUGUGUCAGAUGAUCUCCUGCCUGACUUUGAUGUGAAGAUUAUGCCAGAAUGGGCCUUUGUGGGCUCGGUAGCCCUGGGUAUUAUCCUGUUCAUCUUGCUGUUUGGUGUGUGUUGGUGCCAGUGCUGUCCUCACUCCUGCUGCUGUUAUGUGUCCUGUUGGUGCUGCCCUGAGACCUGCUGCUGCCCACGACACUUGUACGAAGCAGGAAAGGGGUUGAGGAGCAGGGCUUCGUCCCCCCAGAUCGCUGUCUAUCCACCCUACUACGUACCUGGGGUCCCGGCCAUGGUCCCCAUCGCUCCCCCCUCCCUGGUGGACACCACGAUGAUGUCCGCUCCCCCCUCUGUGUCAGAGCACAGUGCAGCUGGAGUGCGGCCUGUGUACCGGCUGCAGUCUACUCUGGAUCAGUCCUCUCUGGAUCAGGACUCUCUGAAGGUGUUGCAGCACGUAGAGAAACAGCUGGCUCUUUUCCACCCGGCCAAGGCCCAGAGCCACGACUCUUGCAGUAUCUCAGAGCUCAGUUCUCUCCAUGAGGUGGAUGCAGGGGGUUUCCGUCAGUCUUACCGCCAGAUACAGAAGAAGGCCCUGCCAGCCAUCCCUGACCACGACCGUGACCUUGAAGACAUCCCUGACCUCCAUCAUCCCUCGUCCUCCUCUCAGCCCCGUCGCUCCACACGCUACCAGCACCGCCGCAACCGCAGCAUUGAGGAGGACCAUCAUCAUGAUAAUAACAGCAGGUGGAACCCUCGUUCGGAGCACCUGCAGCGUAAGGCCUUCCUCCUGGGUGGGAAGUCAGGCUCUCUGGAUGAGCUGGAGGAGUUUUCCCAGUGCUACAGACAGAGAGGCCCCAGGGAGGAGCUCACUGUCAGGGACAUCAGAGACAACGACCAGGAGUACGAGAGACUGGAGCUGCGGGAACGAGAAGGUGACCGGGAUAGGGAUCGAGAUCGGGAAUACUGUCCGCCUUCUUACCGGGACAAGACGACGAAACGUGGUUACCGUGACAACAGAGAUCGCGAUGACCGCGUAGAGACUUGGCGAGAACGAGAUCGCCAAGAGGAUUGCCAUGGAGAUCGUCAGGGAAACCGACAACGCAGUCCGCCACCCUCGCCCAAGAAGAGACGGGGCACGUGGGACAACGAGCUGGAGCAGCGCCCCCCUAAACCCCCCGCCCCUCCUCCCCCUCCUCGCCAGAGCCCCCGGGGGCGGGACUACGAUGACGAACUCCUGAGCACUCUUUUGGAGCGCAAGACCAGACGGGGUGGGGCCAGUGACAGUGGAGGUGAUAGGGGCAGGGGAGGGGGGCGUGGCGAAGAGGACACGCCCUCAGACACACCCUCUAAGGGUUCUAAGGGUUCUAAGAAGAGCAGCGGCAGUGGCGGCGAGCGUCACCAUAGCCGUUGUCCUAGCAACAGGGAGGUGGAGUUGGUAUUAGACUCACGGGGAGAAGACUCUCUACCCCCGUACUGCCAGACUGCGUUAGAGCGGUUCAGAGCCGCUGAGCGCCCCUCCCCCUCCCCUCGCCCCUCCACCCAUUCUUCCCGCCCCUCCAACGGAGGCUCCACCCAUAGCCACGCCGAUACCCUACAGCAGGAGAGCGGAGAGGAGCGGGAUAAGCCCCGGAAAGUGAGCACUCUUCUUAGCAGAGACUCUCUCAUAGUUUGAUGCCUGGAGAGGACACAUACAGACACUGGGAAAGACACUGGGAAUCAUCCUCUACCCCCCCAUCACCCCACACUGGGGAUCAUCCUCUACCCCCCCAUCACCCCACACUGGGGAGGAGAGAGGUUCUCAGAGCACAAUGGGCAAGCAGAGAACCCCAUGGAGAGGUCAGUGACCAGCAGAGGGAAUGGCUACCUCUGAGUGACAGGCAGUACAACCACUGGACUGACCAUGGCACAGGACGUGGGACGGUCUGAUCAGGCUUCAGAUACACAUCAAUCACCAUGACCUAAGAAAAAGAGUAAUGUUCAGAGCUGUGACAAAGACCUCUGGAUGCACAGGACAAAUAGCACUGUGUGUGUGUGUAUUGGUGGAUGUGUGUAAUGGUGUGUGUGUGAGACGAAGUAUGGUGCUUAUUCCUGUCUGCUCUUUUGUGUGUCAGAGUGAAUAGUUUCUCCAUCUCCCUGUCUUCUCCAUUCUAUUCUCCUCUCUCACUAACAACACACACUGCAUGACGAUGUCAUUCCGGAGUUUCUGUCACUGCCACCUCUACACAGUGCAACGCUCUCUCUGUGAAGUCGCUGAAUGAUGAUGUCACUCUGGAGUUUCUGCCACUGCCUGCACCACCACCACUGCCCAGUCACGGUCGAAGGCCGCCGUUGAGACAACGUUUGGAUUCUGUUGUGUGAAUGGUGUGGAUCCCCCGUACCAUUGUGUUUUCCAGAGCCAUUGUAAAGCACCUAUUGGCCUUGACUUUGUGGAUAGAGGACACAGUGUUUCUUAAUCAUUGUGUUUAAUGCGAUGAUACAAUGUGGGUUAUACCCAGUAAGUUUGGACUAGAGGGUACUACUAACAGAGCCAGGGAGAGAAACUGGAACUUUAGGGACGGCAGGUAGCCUAGCGGUUAAGAGCAAGAGGUCGGUGGUUCAAAUCCUCGAGCCUACUAGGUGAAAAGAGAUCUGUUGAUGUGCCCUUGAGCAAGGCACUUAACCCUAAUCGCUCCUGUAAGUCGCUCUGGAUAAGAGCGUCUGCUAAAUGACGUAAAUGGACUGGGUUGUGAUUAUGUGCCAUCUAUCCUUCGAAGACUGUAUUUGGUUUAUAAUAGUUUUAUACAUAGUUUAUCAACUCUCCCUGUCUCUGUGUUAAAUCAUGUUGUGAUUACAAUGCAGUAAAUGAUUAUGCAAGUGUAACUGAAAACACUUGUGGGUCUGUCUGUGUGUGUUUAAGAUAAGAUAACCAAGGUGUGUUUAGUUUUCUUAUCAUUGUUGUGUAAACCACUAAACACACAACUUUAUCUCCACUCAUUAGCACUCACACACACACACACACACACACAGACACACACAUUUACUGACCUUCAUGCAAACAUACUGGCUGUCAACUUACCACAGCUCUUUCUUACGCCUGCAAAACUUGUAGAAGGAUUCGUUACAAUUGUUCAUGUUUAGUGUUGUUUUUUCCCCACUUCUUUCAGUGUAGUUAUUGUUCAUAGCUUCUGUGCUUUUCUAUGUUAUUUUCUUUCUAUGCUUGUUCUACGUCAUCGUGUUCCUGUGUGUCAAUGAGACGUUGUUUCACAGCACAGCUCCCUGUCUGUCAAUGAGACGUUGUUUCACUGAGUUGAAGUCAUAGGCGACAGGCAACAAUGGCUUUGUCUAUUUAUGAUCAUCACCAACUGACUGUUACUCUAAGAGAUCUGGUAAUCACACACACACACACACACACACACACACACACACACACACACACACACACACACACACACACACACACACACACACACACACACACACACACACACACACACACACACACACACACACACACACACACACACACAUACAGUAUACACACACACACACACACACACACACACACACACACACACACACACACACACACACACACACACACACAGUAUCUUGGAAAGUCCAUGUUGGUGAACACUAAACGGGGGCAGGGUAGCCUAGUGGUUAGAGCGUAGAGGCGGCAGGGUAGCCUAGUGGUUAGAGCAUAGAGGCGGCAGGGUAGCCUAGUGGUUAGAGUGUUGGACUAGUAACCGAAAGGUUGCAAGUUCAAAUCCCCGAGCUGACAAGGUACAAAUCUGUCCUUCUGCCCCUGAACAGGCAGUUAACCCACUGUUCCUAGGCCGUCAUUGAAAAUAAGAAUUUGUUCUUAACUGACUUGCCUAGUUAAAUAAAGGUAAAAUAAAUAAACACACAAACACUUAAGUUGUAUUUCUCCUUUAGGCUACCUUGUUAUAAUAACUUAUACCAUAACUGGGGCUUUUUGCAAUAACACUUACCGUCCGUUACAAACUAAUGCCUAAUCAACUAUUUAUUAUUUAACUACAGAGACGCAGUUUAACCACAGCCUUUACCUCAAAUACUGUUGACCAGGCAGCUUCAAUCUCUCAUUCAAUAAAGUCUACUUAAUCUACA
Molecule: messenger RNA, 4791 nt
Organism: Oncorhynchus kisutch (coho salmon)
Lineage: Eukaryota; Metazoa; Chordata; Actinopteri; Salmoniformes; Salmonidae
Product: immunoglobulin-like domain-containing receptor 2
Exons: 10
Coding region: 122-2356 (744 amino acids)
Biological process (GO): pancreas development
Cellular component (GO): membrane
Source: RefSeq, a predicted model, not a curated record